Cordyceps militaris CM01 is the source of this 2163-nucleotide messenger RNA. Its product is annotated as C6 transcription factor, putative. Lineage: Eukaryota; Fungi; Ascomycota; Sordariomycetes; Hypocreales; Cordycipitaceae. Gene Ontology annotation, biological process: positive regulation of transcription from RNA polymerase II promoter by galactose; DNA-templated transcription. The record is from RefSeq and is a predicted model, not a curated record. Gene Ontology annotation, molecular function: DNA-binding transcription factor activity, RNA polymerase II-specific; RNA polymerase II cis-regulatory region sequence-specific DNA binding; zinc ion binding. Gene Ontology annotation, cellular component: nucleus. The coding region runs from base 1 to 2163 and encodes 720 amino acids. The transcript has 4 exons.
AUGUUCUCCCGUCCGCUCCCCAAUCUCCCCGCGCGCAACAUGGCAGACUCGGGCGCUGCUGUGACAGUCUCCAAGCGCCGCCGCAUCGCUCUCGCAUGCACAUCUUGCCGCACCAGAAAGUCCAGUCAGCUCGGUUUCGAAUGCCAGUAUGACGCGCCCGACUCGACGACCAACAUCAUCGUCCAAAAAGAUUAUGUGUCGGGCCUCGAGCAGCGCCUGAAGAAAGUGGAACACCUCUUGCAACGGCACGAUGACUUGUUGACGGGGCACUUGUCGUCCUGUGCCAUCCGGGACCCGUAUGAGGAGGAGCCGCCCGGAAGUGUCUUGCCGCUGCGGGAAGCGCCCGGGGGUGAGGGUAUCGAGAUUGACGCGUCGGUGAUUGACUCGGAUGAUUCCGAGAGCGAGACGGAAGCGAGGACGGACGGGCUCGCCAUCACGUUUGUCGACGAGCGCGCGGCGGCGUAUUUCGGGGAGUCGUCGAAUAUCGGCUUCGUCCGCUACCUUCUCGGCUCCGUGUCGUCCAUCUGGGGCGUCAAACAGCCAGAAGGGCCCCAGCUCAGCAAGGGCGACGACCCCGACGGCAGACGCGGGACCGUCCUCUCGUCGGAACAUUCGCCGCUUGGCGCCUUGCCCACGACCCCGCAGUCGCUCGCGACGUCAUCGCGCUUGCCGGCCGUUGCUGACAUGGAGGUCAUGAUGGAUCGGUUCUUCAACACAAUGGGGUUGCUGUUCCCGUUUUUACACGAAGCCACGUUUCGACAAACGUACAAUGCGUUCAAGGCCAGCGGCUUCAACAAGGUUCGGCAAACGUGGCUGGGGGAGCUCAACCUGAUAUUUGCCAUUGCGAGCAAUAUCAACCGCAAGCAAGGAAGAACGUCCAAGCAGUGCUUCGAGGAGUCGCUCAUCUACUACAGAAGAGCAAUGUCCUUGUGUGGCGCCUCCUCUCUGCGCUCUGUCAGUCUGGACAUUGUGCAGUUUCUUCUUCUGCAGGCGCUGUACCUUCAAGGCACGCCACAAGCGGGCGAGGCCUGGAGUGUGCAUGGACUGCUGGUGAGAAGCGCAGUGGCGUUGGGUCUGCACAGUGAUCGAGUUGGACGGCAGCUGGAUGGCGUCGUGCAGGAGAUGAGAAUUCGCACAUGGGACACCAUUUACUGCCUCGACACUGUGCUGAGCGCCACAUUUGGCCGGCCCUGUGCGAUCCCCCCAGCGCACAUGACGGUUCGUCUACCACAGCCAUGGCCGGUGUCAGAAAACGACCAGAUCGGUACGCUGCCUGAAGUGGCGCAAGUGGCGACGGACUUCCUGUCCAUUUCCGUGCAGCUAUACCAGAUCAUGGGUCUCUCCAUCGAAGCCCAGUACAAUGGCAACAUUGGCACAGACCAGAGCGAGGACGAGGUGUCCAUGCUGCAAACAGCGAGUAAGUUGCGGCAGAAGCUGCGACGAUGGGCCGAGACGUUGCCGUCUGAAUUUUCGUUGCUGCCGAGUAGCUCGCCGGAUCUGAAGCACAGUUCCCGAAUGAACAAGCUGCGGGCGAUUACGACGGUACGAUAUCACAGCAUAUCAAUCUUCAUUCACCGACCAUUGCUGUGUGUCACGCUCAAGUAUCUGUCCAAGAUCCAUGGAAGGCAGGAUGUGGAGCUUCCCUACACGACGCAGCUUGCCAUGGCGGAAGCAUUUGAGUGUAUUUCGUCCGCGGAGGAGACGAUAGGAAUGGCCGCCUCGGUCUUUGGAGGUGGUCCCGUGGAGGAUAGCAACCUCGGGGUCUGGUUCUUUACACUGUACUAUGUCUUUACUGCGGCGCUCAUGGUGUGCGGCGGCAUGCUUUGCGCCCGACACAGUCACCGGGUGAAUGCACAAACUGUGGUGGCGGAGGGUCGCUUGAAUCUUGUCAAAGCGGCCGAUGCACUCGAAAAUCUGGACAACAGCAACCCUCUUGUGAAGAGGUGUGUCAAGUAUAUCCGAUAUUUGUCGGAACUGCGAGAUUACCGAUCCGAUUCUGACAUUGCUGAUUUCUCGACCGAGGAACCUGGCGCGUUCAACCAGCUGGACGGUGACUAUUUCAUGGGCAUGGUGGACCUCCUGGAUGAUCACAGUGGUCUUGGCCCUUAUCUGGCGGCGGAGCUAUUUGAUGCCUCAACUUUCGAUACACUCAUGUCAAUGUAG